Messenger RNA from Athalia rosae (coleseed sawfly), 6252 nucleotides. RefSeq lists its product as uncharacterized. The transcript has 3 exons. The record is from RefSeq and is a predicted model, not a curated record. Lineage: Eukaryota; Metazoa; Arthropoda; Insecta; Hymenoptera; Athaliidae. Gene Ontology annotation, molecular function: protein-containing complex binding. Bases 108 to 6209 code for a protein of 2033 amino acids.
UGUCAUCUACCACAUGCCUAGGGCCAUACAAUUUAUUUUCAGUCACAAGCCUCUGAUUUGAUCAUAAAUCAAAGAUUCUUAUAUUUACCAACUAGCAGCUUGAUUCUAUGGAUGAAGAACCUGUCCCCAAACACUAUAAGUUAACCCAUGAUUCGAAUAAUGUCAAUGAAAUCACAGGACAACCGAACAUGAAUCAAAAAUUGGCAAAGCAGUGUUCCAGUAUUCAUUGGCAAAAUGCAAUUUUUUUACCAUUCGACACGUUUUUUGCUAACGUAGUGCUACUGUCUGUGAUCUUGGUAGUUUUUCUUGUAAUUUACAAAAUUGCGUACAGUGCGCAAAAAACCAUGUAUGUACUAGAAAAGUACAUAACGCCGCUUUGCGAUAUCAUUUAUCUGACAGAUACUCUCCUCAAAAUACUGCAUAAUCUUCUGAAAAAGAUACAAGAAACACGUGGAUAUAUGCCUACUAGUUGGCCUUCACUGAUUAUCGAUAUAAUUUCGUUGAUACCUCUGAACUUAAUCUUUGAUACCUGGGUUAUCAAAAAGCAUGGAUCUUGGCAAGGAAUCGGCAACGUUCUCUCAUCAAAUAAACUGAUGAGGAUUUACCGUCUACAACUAAAUUUCCUUCAACUUAGAUCUGCCAUUGGAGUUAGAAACUUAUGGUAUCUGACAAUGGGCUAUGUAACGCUAUAUCUUGUCUUUGGUCAUAUUUUGGCAGCUUUAUUACAUACCAUGUCAUGCUGGGGUUGCAAAGAGAUUAACUGGACCCAUAGCUUCCCAUCUACUGUACUUGAUUAUUCCGAAACAAUGAAUCAGUUUAUUGCAGCAGUUACAGUCAUUUUGUCCCUAAAUUGGAACAACGCUGCGGGGAAUAUUUCAGCCACUGUCCCAAGGGAGUGGGUUUUUUUCAGUUUUGCUAUGGUCACUGGACUUAUUAUGAAAUCAGUAUUUUAUGCCUAUCUAGUUGGCAUAUUAAAGAGAAAUAUGUGGAGACAGCUUUCUUUUAUGCUGGAAAUGAGAUCAGAGGCCAAGUUCAUUGACUCAUGGGGUACCUCUGAUACACUCUAUGACCAAGUCAGUUUGUAUCAUAUGACUCUGCUGGAGAACAGAGCAGCGAUACAAACUGUGCCAGAAUUCUUUCACGCACUACCACGUCCUCUUCAACGAUCGGUUCAACUUGAUAUUCACUGGGAAGUCUUGAGACAUUCCCAGCUGUUUCAGAACGAAGAUAUCUCUUUCAAGCGUGCUCUCAGUUGCGUAAUGAGAAUUCAAUAUUAUCUACCUGGGGAAUAUGUGUUCAAGGCAAACAGGUAUACAUCAGAGAUGAUAUACGUAACAUCUGGAGUCUUGCAAAUAUUGACUGAGGAUGAUGCCGAGACACCUGUACUAUCAUUAUCAAGUGGCACUACAUUAGGUGAGGGAACAUUACUGACGCCAUCCAAAUGUCACGCUGACAUUCGCAGUGCAACCCAUUCCGAAUUACAUAUACUGGAUGCGACCAGCCUCUACAGGCUAUUGAAUUUAUAUCCGAUCGCAGCCACUCAUCUUCAUGAAAAACGAGUUGCACGCUUCCUAAUCGCGAAACACUUGAAGACCCUGAGACAUAGAGAGAUUGAACGCCAGGGGAUUCGGCAACAUAACAAUGGUAUGGGUUGGCUGAAGAUUUGUUGGCAUAUGAUUGAAGAUACAACAAAGCAUUGUGGCGAUCAAGUGUCACCGAAUUUUUCCGUACCUAUUCUCGAAACGAGAACUUCCUGUCAUCUGGAAUUGUUGGCUCUGAGUGAUAGAGUAGAAUUAAUAUCAAAUGCUAUUUGUUUGGAUAUGAGUUGCCCGUGCGUUCUUGAGCCAAAAUCGAAUUUUCUCAAUUGGUGGGGAAAAUUCGUUAUACUUAUGUCAUUUAUCAUAAUUUUAUUAUAUCCUUAUUACAUAACGUUUACUACGACAUUCCCAAAUUGGCUCCUCAUCACAGAUACUGUUUUUGUCAUAACCAGUGUCAUAGACCUGUUCAUACAGUCCUCCACAGCAAUAAAGCUAGAGAAUCAACCAAUGAUAGUUGAUACCGGACAUUUGCUGAGACUGAAGCUUCAAACUACAGGCUUCAUUGUCGACACCAUCGUUGCUUUACCAAUAGAACUGUUUAUCACCAUUUUUGGGAGUGUGAGCUCGAAUUCCAUAAAUCUUGAUAAUUACUCAUGUUCAAUUUAUAGAGCUAACAGACUGUUCACAGUGUAUAGGCUGUACAAAUAUAUGGUGCAAUUCGAAGAACAUAUGGGUAGAAAGGUGGAGCCUGUCAAGUUGUGUUGGUCAAUUUUUAUGUACGUCAUCACAGCAUAUUGGAUGGCAACUGUAAUAUAUCUGACUAGUUGUCGGUUGAAAGCAUGUGGUGUAAAUACAUUGAUUGGAUAUUAUGGGACACUCGAAGCAGAGUCACUUGCCAAAGAGGGAUUGCUGUACAAUGUUCUAAUAUCCUCCAUGUAUUACACAUUCAAUAUAAUAACGAGCCUUGGUAUUUCAAAAAAAGUGCCAAGAAACAAAUGGGAAGUUCUGGAAUUGGAUGCAGGAAUAAUCUUUAGUCUAAUGAUAUAUGUUUAUUUUUGCGCCGAAUCAGGAGCAACUCAUAUAAUUAAGUAUGAGACAAACAAUGCAGCUGCGGAGCACCUUUCCUUGGUCACUCAAUUUUUAACGCAGCAUGGGAACUCAAUGAACUUGAUAACGUGCAUUCGAAAUCAUUUUCACGCGCAAUGGAUUUACAAUAAAUUUAGGAGGCAUACGAAUGGUAAACUAUUGUCCAUGGUAUGUCAAGACUUGUAUGAUAAAAUAAUUAUACAAAGCAUCAUGGAAAACCUCAAGUCCUCACUGAUAUUCUCUGAAGGGAACCAGGUAUUUUUGGAAAUACUUGCUAAGAAAGCACAAGUCUUUCUUUUCACAAAGGAUGCAAUAAUUGCUAAAGCCGGAUUGAAAACAACAACUAUGUACGUGAUAAGAAAUGGAUACUGUCAGGUUAUUUCCGCAUUACCAAGCGACGUUGAUAGAGACAGAAAGGAAACUGUUGGUCCUGGAUCGGCAAUGCUUGUCAUAGAAUUUGUACGCAAUACGAAUAAUCUAGCUGACAUUUGUGCUUUAACGGCAUGUGAAAUCCUAUCUAUUCAGCACUCAGAUUUUAGGCAGACCCUAAACAUGUUCCCCGAAUAUAAGGCACAAUUAGCUCGAGCAAUAAAUCAAUGCGAUGACCUUGCUGAUAGAACUCUAGUGAGCUUUAAAAAUGAGAAGAAGUCUAUUUCAACAAUCAACGGGUAUCCAAAACUAGCCUCUCUAGAUGAGAAGGCAAUUGACCUGCAGUACAUUAAACCUUUUAAAAGAAUUGGGGUGCUCUCUAUCAUCCGCUAUCUGAUGUUGAGACGUGGCAUGGACCCAUGUGGAAAAUAUUUUACUUCUUGGGAGGAACUCCGAGAAGUUGUAUGUUUCAUGAGUAUCAUAUUCUAUCCUCAAUUCUUUACUUCACUGGUGGCAUAUCCUCAAUUACGUUGGGCUGGCUAUUUAUUCGAUCUCAUUGGAUUUAUAGACAUUUAUUUACGGCUGCACCUUUCGUACUUCACUAAUAAUGGCAUAAGAGUAAGUCAUCCUCUAUUGACAGCAAAACAUUAUAUUGCUGGUUGUCUAUUUGUCGACAUUUUAACCAGCUUGCCUCUGGAAUUAUUUGGAUUGGAAAACACACUCGGAUCUUCUAAUACCCACUUGACUAAGGCAUGGUUUUAUUUGAUUACUCGCCCGUUCCUACUUUUUAGAAUAUUCGGUAGAUUUGUUAUAACGAACAACGAAAUUGAACAUCGUAACACAUCAUUGGCUGGACUUAGAUUUCUGCUGAUUAUUGGAAUUAUGUUAAACUCUUUUUCAUGCGCCAAUAUGUUAUACAUAUGUCAAUUUCAAUACAAAGACGACGUUUAUGAGAAUAUCGAAUGUACCACUUAUUCGUGGUUUUCAGUAUCUAGAUUCAAACAACACAAUAACCCUCUGGCAAUCUAUUGUAUAUCCGUGUAUUUUUACUCCACUUUUAUUUUCCGUUGCGGAAAUGGGGCAAUAUCGACGGUCACAACUGAAGAAAUGGUUGUAGUCAUGUUGGUUUGCAUAACUGUUAUACCUAUGUGGUGGUUAACGGUUGCACAAAUCACUUGCAGCAAGAUUGGUUGCGAUCUCAGUCUUACAGGUUAUCGUCAAGAGAUACGAUCUUUGCUCCGUUAUUUAAAAGCAGAAGACGUUUCAAUGGAAUUGAUUACAGUAAUCAUUGACGAGGUUGAACAUUGUUGGAAAUGUUCCAAAAAAAGUACAGACUGUAAAAAUCUUUUUGAAACUCUCCCACCGCACCUCCGCGAAGAAGUUGCCAUGGAAUUGAAUGGCUCAGUGUUAGCGAGAGUGGAUUUAUUCAGAGAUCAUGACUUGAACGCCAUUAGAUUGUUGGCCAACCAGUUUGACAAUACAUGCUACCGCAAAGGUAGUCCCAUUAUUUGCCGCAAUGAAGUUCAAGAUAAAAUCUACAUCGUUAAAGAUGGUUUUGUUGAUGUUCUGGCAGCUGAUGAUAGUUUAAUAUGUACCAUCGGUCCUGGAGGUAUAUUUGGUUCAUUCAGGAAAACAAAGCCUCUGCGGCAUACUAUGCAGAUGAUGGCGCAAGGUCACGUACUUCUCUUAAGUAUAGCAGGGAGUAAAUUUUAUAGUACAAUUGACAACUUUCCUGUAGUGCAGGCCAGAUUAUCUUGUGCUACCAUUGUGAAUAUUGAAUUUAUUGUAGACUCGGUUAUGGUUCCUAAAUAUGCAGAAAAAAAAUCGAAUGCAGGUAGUAUUCAAACCAAGGCGUAUAGUUCAAUGACGUUCAUUUCUAAGGAAUUAGCUUGGUAUAAGUGGUUCUGCUGGAUAUUAUGUCUUCCUGUCUCUAUGAUGAGUGUCUAUCUCGUGACAACCCAAAUUGCUAUGCAUGCGUUAAAUGUACCAAUGAAUUUUCUCAUUUAUUUGUGUGACCUAUUAUUUUUUAUCAAAAUAUUCAUUGGUUUUCACACCAAUCUUAUUGAUCAGAGUAAGGAUGUUGCCAUCACUAAUUAUGAGCGGGUAUCGAGGAGAUACAUUUAUAGCUGGGAUCUCUUCUGGCUGGAUCUGCUCUGUUGCAUUCCGUUUGAGAUUUUGUCGCGUGUAGUGAGCAUUCCCAAGUUCCGUACUCAACUUUAUACAAUACUCAAAUCGAACCGUCUGCUAAGAAUAUUUCAUUUAUUGAAAUUUCAAGCCAAUGGGCAAAAAGACUUGUAUGUAAGUCCGGUGAAGCGUAUUUUUUAUUUCUGCACUACCAAUCUUGUUGUAGUUCACCUGGGCGUUUGUUUAUGGAUAUUUGUUGCAUGCCGAGAAUUUGGUUGUAGUCAUAAUAUUCCACCAAAUCGCCAAAAACAUUUCGUCACAUCCCGAAUUGAGGCAAUGAUGCUAGCUUACCAAUACAAUUCCGAUCUGCUGACUUCAGUCGGUUCACAUGACGUGCAGCCCAGCACAGUACCUGAAGCUCUGACAACAUUGUUAUUAAUAGUCCUCUAUCAAGCAGUCGUUCUGAAUUUCCUAACAACUGUAGCUACGAUGAUCCACUUCACCCAAUAUAUCUUCACAAACUUUGAGAUUCAGGCAGAAAGACUUUACUCAUUUAUGAAGAGCAGAUCACUAUCCCCCGUUUUGCUGCAAAGAAUAUGGGAUUAUUACUUGCAGCAAUGGGUGAGGUAUAGAGGGGCUUGGAUGCCCAGCAUGAUAAGUAGUAUGCCUGCUUUUUUACGACAUCGAAUUAUGUUUGAUAUCUAUGGUUACCUGCUCAUUGAGUCAGAGGUAUUUCACGGCCUGCACGAUGAUUUCUUAUUUCAACUUGCAGCCAGGAUGAAAUGCUGCGUGUACUUUCCCAAAAAUUAUAUUGUGCAAGCAGGUGAUGUUAAUCACACAAUGUACUUCAUUCAUUCUGGAAAAGUCGAGGUUUUGAGUAAACCUCAAUCAACCAUCCAAGGAUCGGGAAGUAUUUUUGGUAUACAGCAAGGUGUAACGAAUUAUCUUCCUCAUUCCAAUGAUGUGGUUGCACUGACCGUCAGUGUUGUCAUGAGUCUACAAAAAAUUGCGUGGAAGGAUUUACUCGAAGAAUAUCCAUCCGUUGAAAUAAUUCUCUUAGAAAGAAUUUCACGUUUGUCCAAAGAUUACUGACCUAAUACAGCUGCAGCCUCACAAUUGGAAGAAUUCUUGACGC